This is a messenger RNA of Besnoitia besnoiti, 4161 nucleotides long. RefSeq lists its product as uncharacterized. NCBI's taxonomy places the organism in Eukaryota, Apicomplexa, Conoidasida, Eucoccidiorida, Sarcocystidae. The record is from RefSeq and is a predicted model, not a curated record. The coding region runs from base 1 to 4161 and encodes 1386 amino acids. The transcript has a single exon.
AUGGGUCUCCCUUCCCAACUCCUCGUCUCCGCGUCUACAAGGCACCUCACCAUGAGUCUCCUCGCGUCGCCUGCCGCGGCUGGGAGCCCGCCCUCGCUUGCGCAGGACAGCCAAUCCUGCGAACCAUUUCUCUCUCCCCUCCGCUCGUCGGUCGGCGCCUCCGUGUCUCGCUGUGCUGCGAAGCUCGGCGCGCUACCCGCCGACGCGGACGACUGGCGGCACGCGGCGAGGCCCUCUGGGGAGCUUCAAGGCGCCGACGAGAACUCUUUGGCGGGUGCGAACUUGGUGUCGCCGCAGCCUUCUUCGCUGACGCGAGGCCGCAGAAAGAAGUCGUGGCUACUGAGCCAGCUGCCGAACAAGACCGAUACGCCUUCCGCAGAAUCUACGGCGAAGAAGUGCAAGCGAGAGGGCACCCGCGCAGAGCCGUCGCGGGUGCUCUCUCCGUCCCUCCCGAGGCAGCCCGCGCCGCUGCGGCGCCUCUCUGUGUCGUCGUCCGCGUCGGUUGCGUCGUUCGCCGCUCCUUCUGCGUCGUUCCCCUUGCCCGUGCUUCGCUCGCCCUCCGCGGCUUCUCAGUGCAGCGAGGAUCGCGCGGCUCUCUGCACACCAGACCGGCAGCUGGUGAGGACGGCGGCCUCAUCUAUUCCGCCUGCGUCGCUCCCCGCCUCGCUGCCUUUCCCGCUCCACUGCGCCUUCUCGCAGCCGCUCGCCUCCAUCGCCACGCCGUCGGCGAAGGGGGACGACGAUGAGCCCCUCGCGUCGUUCUCGCAGGAAGACGAAGGCGGCCUGUGCCUCCGCUCGCGGUCGCGCGCUGCGCUCGCUCGCAGCAUUUUUUCUUCUCGAAAGCGCACGCCCUUCUACGCCUCACCGUAUCUCCUCCCCGCGCACUCGCUACCACGGAGAUCGCAGGCUGACCCCAGCUCGACGCCCGGCGCAGCGAGGCUGAACGCGUGGGACUUCGGCUCGCAGGACCUGCAGAGCGGAGUCCCAGACCGAGCAGAGGCGACGGAUGAGGAGGAGCCGCGGAGCGGAGAGAUGCCGCUCUCGCUUCUUCAGGGUGCUGUGCUGUCCGCAGCGACCGCCCGGGAGGCCCUGGGCGAUCGGCCUGCGGAGGAGGGAGCCGACGGGGCAGCCGGGGGGGGGGGGCACCUGCCCCCCUCGCCUUCGUCCUGCUCUUGUUCUCUCAGGAGCGCCCACAGAAGGCGGUCAGCGAGCUGCGGCGCGGCGCUGCCUCCCUCUCCGUCCUCCUGGUCAUGCUCGUCUCGCUCCUCGCAGCCCUGUCUCCUGCUGCCGGCGCGCGGACGCAAGUCGGCUGCGGCUCUUUCCGCCGCGUCUUCUGCAGAGGCCACUCACCUUCCGCCCUCCUGCGCGUCUCCUCCGCCGUCCCUCCCGCGCCGCCUCGCAGCCGUGGAGCCUGUGGCUGCCCGCGGCGGUCUCUCGCGCCUGCCCGCGGACGGGGGCUGGGCUGAGGGGCCUGGAGGCCCGUGCGCGUCGCUCUGCCUUCCUCCGCAGGCCAGCGUAUCGCUCCACUCCGCCUUCCUCGCUCCCUGCGAAGGCGAGGCGACCCGUUCCUCCGUGGUGAGGGAUUCGAGACGUAGCGAGUCGAGGCUGAGCACGUGCGCGCUCUGUCCUUCACCGGUCCUGUCGUUCUCCCCCUCCCCGCAGAUCGGCAGCAAGCGAGGUGACUCGCUGCAGGUCGGCGAGCCUCUCUCCAAGGGCGCCUCCUCCUCCUUCGUCGCUCGCUCUGUGCGGCGCGACGACUUCUCUCACGGCGCUCCUUCGCCCUCCUUCCGCUUCUCUUUCGCCGCGUUUUUCCAGCGCGCCGCGAGACCUGCGCCGCUGUCUGCGCAGGGCGGCCAGGCAGCGAGAGGCGAAGACAGCGAAGCAGAAGCACGAGAGAGGGGCGGCGCCGCGCUUCCGCGCCCGGCGUUCCUUCCCGCUGCGGAUGUUAGAGAGAGUGCUGUAGAGGCCGAAGGCGCGGCGAGGGGCGAGGCGACCGCCGCACAGGACGGGCCUGAGAAGGGGCCGGGAGACCGGGAGGACGGCAAUGGCCGAAAAAAGCGGAGGAUGUCCAUCGGCGACCUCUUCUAUCUCGCGUCCUCCGCAGUUCGUCGUCUCUCGAAAGGCAGACUAGCGCAGCCGAGCGCGACGCUCGUGGCUACGGAGGGGGUGGCAGCGGAGGGAGCGGCGCUGCAAGAAGAUCGCCGGGCGGCUGCGCAGCAGGCGGAAGGCGGCGAACGAGCUACGCAAGAGGCGGAGGGGAGUGGGGAAGACCGCGGAGAAGAGAGAGAGAAAGGUGGGAAGGCGGAAGAAGGCGCUUCACAGCAAUGCGCAGAAGGCGCAGCGGAGUCCCCGCGCGAACGAGCGGAAGGAGAUGAGAGCCAAGUCACAGGGGAGACCCCCGGCGAAGAAAAGCAGAACGAGGAGAAAAACAAGUCAGCGGAAGGAGAGGCGAGUCGACAUUCUCCUCCUUCCGGGGUCGAGACCGACUCUCCUGUCUGCGUUCUGACUGGCGACCCAGGAGAGGGACUCGAAGAUUGCGCAGCGGACGUGUGCCUUCCUGUUCCCGCUGCAAACGGGAUGCCCUCGUCUUCUCCGCUGUCCUCCUCUCCUCCCCCUUCAUCUCUCGACUCUGCUUCCUCUCCUCCUUCUUUCACCUCUGAACCUUCCGCGACGCCUUCGUCUCCUCUUUCUGGCGCAGCUGCGCCGCCGUCCAUCGCUCCGUUGCCCUUCUCUGCGGCUUCGCCUCCCUCGGCGGUCGGGAGUCAGCCCCUGGCUACCUUGCCGCCUCCUCUGUGUCGCAGCAGGCGCCGGCGAUCCAGCGGCGCGGCAGCGCUGCGCUUCUUCAACGCGCACGCGGGCGCCAUGUCUUCCUUCCGCGCUUCGCUCUUGAACAGACAGCGAACUGAAGACAGCGGGACGUCUGUCGGUCUUCGAGAAGACGAGCGAAAGGCAAGCUGCAAGCGGCUGAAGACUGGCGCAGGAGAAAACGAAAACGGCGUGCGAGAUAGGCCGCAGAACGGAGAGCUCGACACAGAGGAGACAGGCGAGCAGACAGACCCUGCGGAAUGCGAAACGAAUGUGCGACGAGAAGUCAAUGGAGGAGAAAGAGAGGGAGGGAAGAAGACCGAAGAAGAGAGAAGAAGACUGGAGUUGAGGCGCUCCCAAGCAGGAGAGGAAGACGACGAGCUGCUGACCGCCGCUCUCUGCUUCUUCGGCCCCGCUCUCACUGAAGAGGAAACGAAGCAGAUGCGACAGAAGGCGCGCGAGGAAGAAGAAAGAAAGCGACGCGAGGAAGAGGAGCGGAGGCGACAAGAAGAGCAGCGGCUGCGAGAAGAAGAGGAGAGGCGGCGGAUCGAGGAGGAAGCGCGGAGGAAGCAGGAGGAACUUCACAGACAAGAAGAAGAGAGGCGAAGGCGCGAACAAGAACAGCGGAAGAAGGCCGAGGCGCAGAAAGAGCGGCUGCGAAAACAGAAAGCCGAAGAAGCCAUAGCCCCUACCUGUGGCCGCGUGGUCCAGCCCGCCCCUCUCGCGCCCUCUGCGCCUUUCGCGUUCGGCGCCGCGAAUUUGCCUCUUCCUUCCUCGCGUCCCACGGCUUCCUCCAAAGCUGCUGCCUCCCCGGCUCUUUGCUUCGGAGCCGCUCCACCUGCAUCUCCCGCGGUGCCCGCACCCGGCGUCGCAGGAGCGUCCUCCGAGGCCUCUCAGCAGAUCGCGGGGCGUCUCCCGCGCCUGCGCAUUCGGCGCACGUUGCCGAAUAAUCCAGCCGAGGCUGGGUGCGAGGCUUCGCCUCCGCCUCCUGCUGGCUCGCUGCCUGCCUUUCCCCCCGCGGCGUCGCAGCAUGCAGCGCCGCCUCUCUUUGGCGGCGCUCAGCCGCUGCAGGCCCCCGUCGCGGCCUCCCCCGGCGCGCCCUUCUCGCCUCCUCUUCUCGCCGCGCCGAGUGCGGCCUCCCCGCCCGCGUUGGCUCUGUCUCCUGCGCCGGCACCGUUCGCACCCCCAGCCCCCGUCGCCGCGCCUGUCUCCGCUGAGAACGGGCUGGAGGCGGCGGGCUUCGGCAGCGCGAACAUCUUCUGCGCCGGCGGCCAGGCGCCAGGCGUCCCGAGUGCCUUCGCGUUCAAGCCUGGCGGAGGCUUCCGCGGCCGGCGAGGAGGAGGACGCAGAAGGUAG